CUGACCGCCCAGGGCCUGCCCAUGAGCCGCGGGGGUCCCGGGCCCGUCCAGGCUGCCCCCCGAGGGGGCGGAUGCUGCGCUCGGCCAGGGCCCCGCUGCGGGAAGCCAUGAGCUGCUUGGAGGUGAUGUUCCCCUUGUACGGCCCCGCGCAGUCCUACCUCGCCGCUGCCUACAGCCCCUACCGCCAGAAACUCUUCUACCCGAAGAUGCAGGACCCUUCGGAGAGCGCCGGCGGCUCCGGCUCGUCUUUCUCGGGGUCCGGGGCAGCCCCGGCCCCGGUCAAGGAGGAGGAGGAGGGCAGCCCGGAGAAGGAGCGGGAGCGGGAACCUCCCGAGGCCGAGUAUUUGGGCGCCCGCUGCGUCCUCUUCACCUACGUGCCAGGGGACGUGGGCGCCGUGGUGGACCAGCACUUCAGCCGCGCCCUCAGCCAGCCCAGUGCCACCGCGGCCACCUCCCCGUCCCCCUCCCCGCAUCCGGCCAGGACCGGCCGACCCGCCGGGCCUUGGAGAGACGGCUCUUUCCCCAUGAACCAGCGGAGCUUCCCGGCCUCCUUCUGGAACAGCACCUACCAGCCGGCCGUGCCCGCCGCGCUGACCGGUGGCCUGGCCGCCCACUCCGAGCUGCCCUUCGCCGCUGACCCCUACGGCCCCGGCCCUCUGCACGGCCACCUGCACCAGGGCGCGCCCGAGGCCUGGGCCCACGCACACCACGCGCAUCAUGCGCACCACGCUCAUCCCCCGCAUCCCCCCUUCGCCCUGGGCGCGCAGAGUCCGGCCUACCCCGCCGGCCGGCCCGCGGCCAUGCACGAGGUCUACGGCCCGCACUUCGACCCGCGCUACAGCCCCUUGCUGCUCCCGGCCCGCCCGCACCGCCUCCCACCCGCAGCCGGACCCGCGGCCGUCGGCGCGCCCUGCGAGCUGGCCAAGGGCGAGCCCGCCUCCGGAGCCUGGGCCUCGCCGGGGGCCGCCCCCUUCCCCGGCCCCGCGGGGGACAUGGGGCAGAGCCUCGGCCUCGGCGUCGACUCAGCUCGACGCCACCCCUUCUGCGGCGGAGCCCUCCGAAGCUGA
This is a messenger RNA of Ornithorhynchus anatinus (platypus), 1067 nucleotides long. RefSeq names its product vestigial like family member 2 (gene VGLL2). The record is from RefSeq and is a predicted model, not a curated record. NCBI's taxonomy places the organism in Eukaryota, Metazoa, Chordata, Mammalia, Monotremata, Ornithorhynchidae. The transcript has 4 exons. Gene Ontology annotation, cellular component: nucleus. Bases 72 to 1067 code for a protein of 331 amino acids. Gene Ontology annotation, biological process: regulation of transcription by RNA polymerase II.